AUGACACCCAAAGUGGAUAUUUUCAGUUAUGGUGUAAUGUUAUUAGAGAUUACAUGUGGCAGAAGGCAUAUUGAGCUUAGCAGGGUAAAGGAAGAGAGCGAAGAUGAUGAAGGUGAUGAUUUACUGCUUGUAAAUUGGGUUGCAGGUUGCAUAAGAAGUGGUAGAACCGAAAAACUUGCAAGGAAUGAUCCUGGAGUAUUGAACGAUGUUAAACGACUUGAAAGAUUUGUCAAGUUGGGAUUGUGGUGUGUCCAUCCUGAUCCAAUUCUUAGACCUUCAAUGAAAAUGGUUAUGCAAAUACUUGAAGGAUGGGAGAAUGUUGAAGUUCAUGUAUUGAUCCAAAAGAGACUAGCUGAGAUAGCAAACCAAAAGAACUCAAUCCUUGAAGAGCAUAUCAGUCAUCUUGAUGGAGCACUUAAAGAGUGUCUGAGACAGCUUCGACAGGCAAGAGAAGAGCAAGAGCAGAAUGUCCAGGUUACUGUAGCAAAGACAAGUUGUGAGUUGGAGUCUAGAAAGUCUGAACUCGAAAAUAAGCGUCUUCGGCUCCAGUCUCAACUGCAAAGUUUUAAACCUAAAGACAGUAACAUCCAAGAUCUUCAGUCUAGCAAACAAUAUCUGGAGAGUGUCAAGAAGGUUGCUAAGCUUGAAAGUAUGAAGACAAGUCCAGGAGUAAGGUCAUAG
Molecule: messenger RNA, 681 nt
Organism: Capsicum annuum
Lineage: Eukaryota; Viridiplantae; Streptophyta; Magnoliopsida; Solanales; Solanaceae
Product: filament-like plant protein 2
Exons: 3
Coding region: 1-681 (226 amino acids)
Source: RefSeq, a predicted model, not a curated record